Messenger RNA from Carica papaya (papaya), 2455 nucleotides. Its product is annotated as Pentatricopeptide repeat (PPR-like) superfamily protein. The record is from RefSeq and is a predicted model, not a curated record. Gene Ontology annotation, molecular function: protein binding. Lineage: Eukaryota; Viridiplantae; Streptophyta; Magnoliopsida; Brassicales; Caricaceae.
UUCAAUGCAAAAGGCAGGAGACUUUCAUGGUGUCUCUUGCUGUGAUGAGAUGUAAUGGACUCAAUCACAAGUUAUCAAUCACACCAUGCCCGAUUUCUCUCUUCUACACAACGAUACAUUUUCCCUUCUUUUCCAGAAUACUCCUUUACCAUACUGAUUAUGAUGAUUCUUUUUCUUCUUCAUCACCACCACCGGCGCUAUUACUAUCACCAACUCAAUCUAUUGUCAAAUCAAUUUGUUCACUGGUCUGUCAGUCUUAUUCUCAACAGUCCCAUGUGAGAUUAUCACCUCCAAGGGUCAACCUUAGUGUUGAAGCCGAUUCUUUAACCCACGAACAGGCUAUCACAGUCGUUGCUUCACUUGCAAGUGAAGCUGGUUCAAUAGUUGCCUUGAGUUUCUUCUACUGGGCAAUUGGGUUCACUAGGUUUCGAUAUUUCAUGAGAUUAUAUAUAGUUUGUGCCGAUUCUUUACUUCAUAAUGGGAAUUUGGACAGAGCUCAUGAGGUGAUGCAGUGCAUGGUGAGGAGUUUUGCUGAGAUUGGGAGGUUGAAUGAGGCUGUUAGCAUGGUUUUUGAGAUGCAAAACCAGGGUUUAUCACCGAGUACUGGGACCUUAAAUUGUGUUCUAAGGGUUGCUAGUGAAAUGGGACUGAUGGAAUAUGCGCACAAAGUGUUCGAAGAAAUGUGUGAAAGAGGAGUGUUUCCUGAUCGUACUACCUAUAAGUUGAUGGUGAUGGGUUGCUGUAGAGCAGGGAGGAUUUUGGAGGCUGAUAGGUGGUUGAGUGAAAUGAUAGGAAGUGGUUUUAUUGCUGAUAAUGCUAUGUGCACUCUGGUUAUUAGUGCUUUUUGUGAGAAAGGCUUUGUAAAUAGAGCAUUGUGGUAUUUUAAGAAGAUGACUGAGAUGGGUUUGGUGCCUAACUUGAUAAAUUUCACGUCUUUGAUAAGUGGUUUAUGCAAAAGGGGAAGUAUUAAACAAGCCUUUGAAAUGUUGGAGGAAAUGGUUAGGAAAGGUUGGAAGCCUAAUGUGUAUACACAUACUUGUUUGAUUGAUGGCCUCUGCAAAAAAGGAUGGACUGAAAAAGCAUUUAGGCUGUUCCUUAAGCUAGUUCGUAGUGAUAGUUACAAGCCAAACGUGCACACUUAUACUUCCAUGAUCAGUGGGUACUGUAAGGAGGAUAAACUGAAUCGGGCAGAGAUGCUGUUGUGUAAGAUGAAAGAGCAGGGAUUAGCUCCUAACACCAAUACAUAUACUACUCUCAUUGAUGGCCACUGUAAAGCUGGGAAUUUUGAAAGAGCUUAUGAGUUGAUGGAUUUGAUGCCUAAUGAAGGUCUCACUCCAAAUAUUUGCACAUACAAUGCAAUCAUUGAUGGCCUCUGUAAAAAGGGGAAAGUACAUGAGGCUUAUAGAGUGCUUAAAAGGGGCUUUUGUUAUGGGCUGCAAGCCGAUCGAGUUACAUACACCAUUCUAAUAUCUGCUUACUGCAACCGAGUUAAUACUAGGCAAGGCCUGGCAUUUUUCUGUGAAAUGAUGAAACUUGGCCUAAAACCUGAUAUGCAUUCUUACACUGUAUUGAUUACUGCCUUCUGUAGGCAAAAGAGAAUGAAAGAAAGUGAGAGACUUUUUGAAGAAGCUGUCAUGCUUGACAUGGUUCCGACUAAGGAAACUUAUACAUCAAUGAUAUGUGGAUACUGUAGAGAUGGAAAUAUUGGUUUGGCCAUAAAGUUAUUCCAUAGAAUGAGCGAACAUGGGUGUGCACCUGAUAAUAUCACAUACGGAGCUCUGAUAAGUGGACUAUGCAAAGAAUCCAAGUUGGAAGAAGCUUGUCAGCUAUAUGAAACAAUGCUAGACAGGGGACUGUCUCCUUGUGAAGUUACUCGGCUGACUUUGGCAUAUGAGUAUUGCAAGAAAGACGAUUCCGCUACUGCCAUGGUUAUCCUGGAAAGGCUAGACAGGAAACUUUGGAUUCGCACAGUCAAUACCUUGGUAAGGAAACUUUGUAGUGAGAAGAAAGUAGGCAAGGCAGUAUUAUUUUUGAACAAAUUGUUGGAUAAGGAACGUAAAUUGGAUCGUGUGACCUUGGCAGCAUUUAUGACUGCAUGCUAUGAUAGCAAUAAGUAUGCUCUUGUCGCUGACUUGUCUGAAAAGAUUUCCAAAGGAAUUGGUUAGCAGAUCCCAAAUGUGUCUAGAGAAAAUGAUUGUACACUUUUUUGAUUGACAAAAUAGCUACAAUAAGGAAUUCAAGAAUAGUUGAAUGGCCUUUCUAUUGAACCACGAGAAGUAGUUGAUGGUUUUGAUGCUUCUUCCUUAUCCAAGAGAAGGGUUUUGGUGCCUAUUUCCUUCUUCAGAAAUCUCCUUAACAAUAUUAUAUCUCAAUGCAUAUUGAUUUGUUGGGCAAGCAUCUUUUUGUAAUUGUCAUAAGAGGUGCUAUUAUGGUGGUGCUCUAUUAUAUUUGUAAA